This is a messenger RNA of Durio zibethinus, 3448 nucleotides long. RefSeq lists its product as uncharacterized. The record is from RefSeq and is a predicted model, not a curated record. Gene Ontology annotation, molecular function: protein binding. Lineage: Eukaryota; Viridiplantae; Streptophyta; Magnoliopsida; Malvales; Malvaceae.
GUUGCCGUCUGUAGUUCUACCUAUAUGUCUGUAAUGGUAGAUGCAAAUUGCGAUAAGCCGUGGUCAGCACGUGCCUUGCAAACUACUAAGCAGCGCGUAGGCGCCUGUCAGUUUGUCACGAAUUGGAUAUCGGUAAGAGCAGUGGAUGGCAGUGGGCAGGGGAUGAUCUUCGUCUCCCUCGCCUCCAAACCACAAAAAAAAGAAAAAACAAACAACACCAACCACAACAACAAAAUCUCUUUCUUUGAGGGAAAGCCAUUAAUCAUCAAUCCGAAGGCCUCUCAACCAAAUUAUAUGCAUGUUCAUCCUUCUUUCUCUCUUGAUUUUGUGUAAUGACAAUGAAAAUAUUCCUAGAAAUUAGAAUCAUCACUUUGUUCUUUUUACUGAUCAACGAUUAAGGAACUGAAUUAGGCUUUUUCUUUAAUAUUUCUAUUUUUGUCUAGACUUCUUUUUCUAUUGGGUUUAUGGCGACUUUACUCAACUCAAUAUCUUCUAUGACCAACCCAUCACCUGAAACAACAAGGAAACCAUAUGGUUUCUUUUACCAUAUCCCAAACCUUCAUUCUUUUUCACUCAAAAAGGGUUUUAACAGGGUUUUUGCAACUACCCAGAUCACAAUUUCCCCUAAAGACUCUGUUUUUACUUUACCAAAUUGGAAGACAGGGAAAAAUGACACUAAAAGUAGGGAACUUAGGCUUAAAGAUGCUUUUUUUCACAUGGAAUAUAUGGUGGGGAAGGGACAGAAGCCUGAUGCAUCUCAAGCUACACAGCUGUUGUAUGAUUUGUGCAAGGCUAAUAAGAUGAAAAAGUCAAUUAGGGUGAUGGAGAUGAUGGUUGAUUCUGGUAUUAUACCCGAUGCAGCUUCUUAUACUUUCUUGGUCAAUUAUUUAUGUAAGGGAGGAAAUGUUGGACAUGCAAUGCAGUUAGUGGGAAAGAUGGAGGCUCACGGUUAUCCAACUAGUAUUGUUACUUAUAAUUCUGUACUUAGAGGGCUUUAUAUGCAUGGAAACUUGAAGCAAAGCUUGCAAUCGUUGGAUAAGUUAAUACAAAGAGGACUAGUUCCCAAUGAACGUACUUACUCUUUCUUGCUUGAAGCUGCUUGUAAGGAAAAAGGAGUAAAUGAGGCAAUGAAGCUUUUGGAUGAGAUUAUUGCCAAAGGUGGGAAGCAUAAUUUGGUUAGUUACAAUGUUUUGUUGACUGGGUUGUGCAAGGAAGGGAGGACUGAUGAGGCGAUCAGGUUUUUCAGGGAUUUGCCUGCUAAAGGAUUUGAUCCAAAUGUUGUUAGCUGUAACAUUGUGCUAAGGAAUUUGUGCUAUGAGGGACGGUGGAAUGAAGCAAAUGAGCUUUUAGCAGAGAUGGAUGGUGAGGAUCUUUCUCCUUCUAUAGUUACUUACCAUAUAUUGAUUGGUUCUCUUGCCAUCCAUGGCAGGACUGACCAUGCUUUGGUUGUUUUAGAAAAAAUGAUUAGAGAACGUUUUGAGGUCAGUGCCGUAAGCUAUAACCCAAUAAUUGCUCGUCUCUGCCUAGAGGGGAAGGUGGAUCAUGCGGUUAAGUGUCUAAACCAGAUGAUCUAUAAACGUUGUAAACCUGAUGAAGGAACAUAUAAUGCUAUUGCUGUUCUCUGUCAGCAGGGAAUGGUGCAAGAGGCAUUCUCCAUAAUCCUAAGCUGGCGCAAACAAAAUUCCUCUCUACAUCAUUUCUACAAGAGUGUGAUUUCUAGCUUAUGCAGAAAAGGAAACACAUAUCCAGCAUUUCAGCUUUUAUAUGAAAUGACCAAGUCUGGAUUCACUCCCCACUCUUACACCUAUUCAUCACUAAUCAGUGGAUUGUGCUUGGAGGGAAUGUUGCAAGGGGCAAUGGAAAUUCUCGUAGUAAUGGAAGAAAGCUACUAUAUGCCUGAUGUUGACAAUUUUAAUGCACUUAUCUUAGGAUUCUGCAAAUCCCAGAGAACUGAUCUGGCCUUGAAGGUUUUCGAAAUGAUGAUAGAGAAGGAUAUGCCUAGUGAGACAACUUAUACUAUUCUCGUGGAAGGUAUUGCUCAUGAAGGAAAAGAGCUAGCCGCUGAAGUAUUGAAGGAGUUGCAUGUGAGAGAAGUUGUAAGUCAACAUACUGUAGAAAGACUUGUUAUGCAAUACAACCUUUCUGCUAUAGAUAACUUCUGAUUUUUAGGGUGCCAAAAUAUAGAGAGGAAAAUGGAAGAAACUGAAAGAUUAUCAUUCUGUGACUUUAUGCAAAAUUGGUUCUGACUGUUUAGAUCUUUGACAGUGUCAAAACAUGAAUUUUGUAAUGAACCAAGGAAAAAAUAGCUUGAGGUCAAAUGGCACUGUAUCCAAAUUUGGAAGGUGGAGGGAAGAUGAAUCAAGUUCAAGCACAAGGACUCAACUUUGUGGUACUUUAUUUGCUUGAGCUGGUUAAAGGGUCGUUGUAAAUUCUGUACUUGUAGAGCAUUUCUUAGUCAUGUACAAGUUGAUUAUUAUGGUUGAUAUGAGAUGAUUAAUUUUACUCCCCUUUUAAAGCAGGCAUCUAAUAAAAGAAUCAUUUGGCACUUGCUUACUAUAAAUUAUCAUAAUCCUUUCUAGGAUUCACAAAUCAGUAUGUAAAAAUUCUUACACGGAUUCCAUCCUCAGUUGGAAGUGAACUGCAGAGGUCUGACUUCCAUUGGAGUUAGCUUCUUCUUACAGAUGCUUUUUUAUUAUUUACUGAAUUUAUAUGGUUUCAUUCGUCCUUUUCUUAAAAGAAAAGAAGUAUGUUUCAGAGAACCGAAUAACUUUUUUAAUCCAAACUAGGUUGUUGUUCAUAUACAUGUCGUAAGUCAGGGCAAAGAUCCGUCAACGAUGCAGGAAUAGGUAAUUCAGAUUGAUUAUUCAAAUCUAUUGCAAGUCAGGGUAGGAUAUGUCAUUUCGUAUAGGAAUAGGACAUUCCAGAUUAAUGGCAAUGGAAAUACACAAGUCCAACUAAGACCAGUUACUCUCGGUAUUGUUGCAAAUUGGGCCUGGAAGGACUUUGUAUUAAGAGCAGUUAUGAUACAAAUAUUCGAAACAAAGAAAACAUUUUUUUUUUUGUGAUACAAGAUGACAAUUGUGUCAAUCAUAGCUUUACAAGGGCCGAAAGGCUGGAAGCAGAGUAACACAUACUUUAAUUUUGCUGCAAAAAUUUUAGCAUCCAUGUUUGUUGUUGAUAAAUCCAGUCACUUAUAAACCUUCACUUCUCUAAAGAACAUAAGUUGGAAACAAACCUUUGGAAAAUAAGGCAGCCUUAAAAAUCACUUUCAUUUUAUAAAUCACAAACCACAAGCCAAUCAAGAUUUUUCGUCUCAAAUCAUAGAACCACACACAAACAGUUUGCAUCAUUUUAAAAUCGAAUAAACCCCAAAUGCUUGAGAAUAUAUGGCAACCAUUUAUCUCGCAUGUUAGACCAGAGUAACACGGCCAAAUAUUAGACAAAGGCC